Molecule: messenger RNA, 894 nt
Organism: Salvelinus fontinalis (brook trout)
Lineage: Eukaryota; Metazoa; Chordata; Actinopteri; Salmoniformes; Salmonidae
Product: DNA-3-methyladenine glycosylase-like
Exons: 3
Coding region: 1-894 (297 amino acids)
Biological process (GO): base-excision repair
Molecular function (GO): DNA binding; alkylbase DNA N-glycosylase activity
Source: RefSeq, a predicted model, not a curated record
AUGUCAGGGCGAAAGAGGACACAAGUAUCCGUGCCUGAGCCCGAGGACCAAGUAAAAAGGGGCGUGUCACUGAGACAGGUGAGGUCUACCGUCCAUGACCAUGAGAGCAGUGAUGUUGAUGAUGUCAAACCAGGGACAGUGAAGAGUCAGUACUUCUCCAAGGAGGGGGACCCACAAAGCCUUGGAGAAGAGUUCUUCAACCAGCCCUGUAUACGUUUGGCUAAAGCAUUCCUGGGGAAGGUAUUGGUGCGUCGGAGUGCUGAGCUGAGAGGGAGGGUGGUGGAGACUGAGGCCUACCUGGGAGGAGAGGACAAGGUCUCUCACUCUGCUGGGGGAAAAUGCACUGAGAGGAACACAGCAAUGUUUAUGAAACCUGGCACCAUCUAUGUAUACCCCAUCUACGGCAUCUACCUCUGUAUGAAUGUUUCCAGUCAGGGGGAGGGUGCUGCCGUGCUUCUGCGCGCUCUGGAGCCUCUACAUGGCCUGCCUCUGAUGAAGCAGCUGCGGAUAGCCAGGCGGAGGGAGGGGCCCCGGCCCCUGAAGGACAAGGAGCUAUGCAAUGUUCCCUCAAAGCUGUGCCAGGCCCUGGACAUACCACGCUGCUUCGACCGGAGAGACAUAGCCUCAGACCCAGAGGUGUGGCUGGAGAGGGACAUCCAGAUAGGUCCGCAAGAGCCAGACCUCAGGGAGGUGGUCUCAGCAAGCCGGAUCGGCAUUGACUCUCAUGGGGAAUGGGCCAUCAAACCCCUGCGCUUCUAUCUGCGUGGUCACCACUGUGUGAGUGUAGUGGACAAACAGGCAGAGACACAGACUCACUCACUGGUCAACAAUGUGAUAUCAGACUUUGCGUCCUCCACAGUGGACAUAUGUGAUGGUGACACAGGACAGUGUUGA